This is a messenger RNA of Drosophila takahashii, 1190 nucleotides long. The record is from RefSeq and is a predicted model, not a curated record. NCBI's taxonomy places the organism in Eukaryota, Metazoa, Arthropoda, Insecta, Diptera, Drosophilidae.
AUGGGUACAUCUUUCGAUUUCCCCACUUAUAUGUUCACUAAGGCUAAAGACGAGCUGGACAUCCUUGAGCGCUUGGUCAAGCAUUGCCGGCCCAUCUGCAGUUGGUCAUCAUUCAGCUUGAGCGUCUUGCGACCAGAGCUUACCAAAGCAAAUCCAACGAACUUUAAAAGCCCCAUCAACAAAUCAACAACAAUGAAACUCUUCGUCUUCGCUGUGUGCGCCAUCGCCGUGGCCUCCGCCGAUGUGUCCCAUCUGAACCUGGGUGGUGGCUACAGCUACAACAAGCCCACGCCGACCUUCAACAUUCCCUCGGCCCCGGCUCCGGCUUACCUGCCUCCCGCCCAGGAGGUGAUCUCUGCCCCUGCCCCGGCUCCAGUUUACUCUGCUCCGGCACCUGCUCCAGUCUACUCCGCCCCUGCUCCUGCUCCAGUUUACUCGGCUCCUGCUCCAGCUCCAGUCUACUCUUACCUGCCCCCUGUCCAGGACAUCCCAGCUCCUGCUCCAGUCUACUCUGCUCCUGCCCCAGCUCCCGUUUACUCCGCUCCUGCACCUGCUCCAGCCCCUGAGUACCUGCCACCUGUCCAGGACAUCCCAGCUCCUGCUCCCGCUCCAGUCUACUCCGCCCCUGCUCCUGCUCCAGUUUACUCUGCACCUGCUCCCGCUCCAGUUUACUCUGCUCCUGCACCAGCUCCCGUUUACUCAGCUCCUGCUCCAGUUCCUGAGUACCUGCCCCCCGUUCAGGACAUCCCUGCUCCUGCCCCAGCUCCAGUCUACUCUGCUCCAGCACCAGCUCCCGUUUACUCCGCUCCUGCUCCUGCUCCCGUUUACUCCGCUCCUGCUCCAGCCCCUGAGUACCUGCCCCCUGUCCAGGACAUCCCUGCUCCAGCACCAGCUCCAGUCUACUCUGCACCUGCUCCUGCUCCAGUUUACUCUGCUCCCGCUCCCGCUCCAGUUUACUCUGCCCCAGCUCCCGUGGAGUCGGGCUACCAGUACAACGUGCCCGCCAAGCGUUUCCGCUUCUAAAAAGGACCACAGGUUGAUCCCCAGGAGCGCCACAGCCAUUCGCGAGGUGAGGACUUGUUAAAUUAACAAGUGCCGUCGCCCAUUGUUGUUGAAUAUUUGUUGUUACGCAAAGUUCCCGUUGAGAUUUUAGCUAAUAAAUAAUCAUAAAAAAAUUAUUAAAAUGUAAA